Molecule: messenger RNA, 1110 nt
Organism: Racocetra fulgida
Lineage: Eukaryota; Fungi; Glomeromycota; Glomeromycetes; Diversisporales; Gigasporaceae
Source: the annotation of a GenBank genome assembly
AUGCGUGUUCAUAUUUUGGUUCAUCAACCGUCUCAAACGAUACCUCAGGAUAUCUCAUUCCUUACCGAUGGGAAAGAGAUAGUGUUUAAUUAUGAAGAUUUAUUGACAGAAACACAGGUAAUGCCACCUAAUGUACCUAUUUGUUUCGCCAAUUCGGUUGUUGGUGCUGGAAAUCGAUGUAGCUUAAAUUAUUGUGAAAAAAAUAUUCCAACGGAACAUUACGAACAAUUUCGGAAUGACAUUCUAAAACACUUCAUUCACAAUGGCCAAUGGGAAAAAUAUAUACAAAAAAAACAUGUAGAUCAACGAGAGCUUGCUUGUAUAAAUAGCACAAAAAUAUACACCCCCGAUAACAGCGAUAUAAACAUUGAUAAUAAAACAAAUACACCUAUUAUCGGCGUACUACAACGAUAUCAUAAUCGUUACAUAUUGAAUGCUGAAGAGUUGAUCAACGCAUUAGUGAAACAAAAAUACACAGUCAAGUUCUUUAAUUUUGACGUUGGAUGUUCCCUUCCGACAACCGCAAAACUUUUAGAGGAUGUAGAUAUCCUUAUUGGAUCUCAUGGCAACGGAAUGGGUGAUGGCAUUUUUAUGGCACCAAAAACCACUGUAAUAAGUAUUGAUACUCGGUUCUAUUCUGAACCAUGGUUUACUUAUAUUCACACAGCAUCUGGACGUCGAUUCUACAAUUUCCAAUGUGAAUCUGGCGAUUGUCAAGUGGCAGAUUUCGAAUUGGCAAAACAAUUAUUUGAGAGAUAUGGUGUUGACAUGACGUACCAUGAUCUGUUGGAAUAUAUGGGACCAAAAUAUCCAAGCCGAAUUAUAGACAAAUAUUUUGCUGGAGAUGGACGUUUUUAUAGUGACUACUAUGAAAAGGAUGCAAUAAGACGCGUUGAAGUGGAAAAAUUGGUGAGAUUCGUGAAUGAGAUCCUUGAGGAGUUGCCGUUAGUGAAGAAUAAGUCAUUUGUUGAACUCUGCGAAAUUGGCAAAUGCUGUGGUCCAUGGUGUAAUGAGGCGUUGGAGAGAAAUGUAUUCAAAAAGGGUAAUGCCUGGGGUGGUGAAGAGCGAACAUUAAGUGCUGGUGUAAUUAAUUGGAAGGCAGCAACAUAA